GAAGGGGGCGGAGCAAAGUGUGGCUGCGUGGUCGGAGAGCGGAGCUGACGGAGCUGCUUUUUCAUUGAUGAAAAGACGUGAACUUAGAGGAGAAACAAACUAAAGCAUCGAUCCAACAUCUCUACCAACGUUCGUAUCGAUACUUGGAUCGAUCACCCACCCUGAUCUCCUGGAUGUGACCUGAGAACAGCGCUAAUCUGUCUGUGGGCUCAGCUACAGGAGGAGAGUCUGACGGAGCAGCAGAGGAACAUUUUCAGCCUCUACAGAGGAAACAAUGAGUUCAACACAACAGGACCAACAUGGACCAAGAAGUCAGCGCUCUCAGGAGGCUGACAAACCUCACAGAAGGAAGAGAGAAAAAAAAUACUCCUGUGAUCAGUGUGGGAAGAAAUUUUUUAAUACAACUACAUUGAAAAAUCAUCAAGUCAUCCACACUGGAGAGAGAGCGUUCAGCUGUGACGUGUGUGGAAAGUCUUUUACCCUGGCUGGAAACUUAAAAAUACACCAGCGCAUCCACAGUGGAGAGAAACCGUACCGCUGUGAUCAGUGUGGCAUUGCUUUUACUCAUUGUAACGGCUUAAAGAGUCAUCAAGUUACCCACUCUGGAAUUAAGGCAUACAGCUGUGACUAUUGUGAAAAAACCUUCAGCCGCAUGGAGAACAGAAAUCGGCACCUACGCAUUCACACUUUACAUGAUGUGUUCUGCUGUGAUCAGUGUGGCAAAAAGUUUGCAACAGACCAACAGAGACAACGCCACAUGUUUACCCACACUGAGGAGAGACCUUAUCAGUGUGACCUGUGUGAUAAGACUUUUAAAUCUCCACAGUACCUGAAAAAACACCAAAAGAUCCACAACAGAAAGAAACUCUACAAGUGCAGUUCCUGUGAGAAGCAGAGCCACACAGAUGGAUCCAGUUCUCAGCCCUGUCGUCGAUGUGGUGGUGGGAAAGAGUUUCGCUGUGACCUUUGUGGGAAAACCUUCAAUCAUCCGCAGAACUUAAAAAUACAUCAGCGUAGACACACUGGACACAACCUGAACGACUGCAAAGAAUGUGGGAGAAGCUUCACCACAACGAAGCAAUUAAAACAACAUGAACUCUACCACAGUGGGGUUAAAAAGCACCUCUGUGACCAGUGUGGGUCAUCCUUCAUCGCUGCAUUCCACCUUAAAGUACAUAAACGAGUCCACACAGGAGAGAAACCACACAAGUGCAGACACUGUGACAGAAGCUUCUCACAAACAGGUAGUCGUAACCUUCAUGAACGUACACACAUUGAAGGGAACUACAGCUGUGACCAGUGUGACAAGAGCUUCAGGAAUCUCAGUUCAUACUCCAAGCACAAACAAUCCCACGCUACAAAGAAACUGUUUCACUGUUACCAAUGUGCAAAAACAUUCACUUCAUUAUCUGCUCUGUCCAAACAUCAGCGUGAUCAUGCAGGGCUGAAAUCAUUCCCAUCAUUGGAUCACAAUGAAUCUGCAGACACACAAAGAUCCUCUUCUGGUUGCAGAGUCAAACUUAAAAACCUUGAAAUCCGGCUCCACAGAAUUCCGAUGGAAUCUCCUGUAAACAGUGUCAGCUAAUGUUACACUUGGAUCUAAUGAGGUAGCUCUGAUUUCUGGACUUGCAGUGAAUAAUCCUGAAUCUGACAUUUAGGAAGCUGCAAGUACAGAUAUAUACAUCAAGGUUUUUAUUUUUCUUUGAGAAAUUUUAUUAAUCCUUUAAAAUGUUAUCCUAGGUUUCCCAGUUAAAUUUGAAUCCUUUUAGAAACUGCAGUAUUUAGUAGUAGUGUAUGUAUUAUAGAAAUUAGGGAUGGCACGAUACCACUUUUUUAUGUCCGAUACCGAUAUUUUACAUUUGCAUAUCGGCCAAUACGAU
Archocentrus centrarchus (flier cichlid) is the source of this 1880-nucleotide messenger RNA. RefSeq names its product zinc finger protein 184-like. Lineage: Eukaryota; Metazoa; Chordata; Actinopteri; Cichliformes; Cichlidae. Gene Ontology annotation, molecular function: RNA polymerase II cis-regulatory region sequence-specific DNA binding; DNA-binding transcription factor activity, RNA polymerase II-specific. The transcript is spliced from 4 exons. The coding region runs from base 275 to 1585 and encodes 436 amino acids. Gene Ontology annotation, biological process: regulation of transcription by RNA polymerase II. The record is from RefSeq and is a predicted model, not a curated record.